UCCAAACUGUUAAAGUUAUGCAAAGAAGAAACUAAAGCCAGGUGGGAUGCUUUGCAUGUUGUUAAAAAAAAACGCCUUGUUGUUUUCCCACAUUAACUACAGGUUAUCAGGAACUGAUAACAAAUAAGGAACACAUAUGUUGCUUUUACAAAAGCAGAAUCAUUUGUGUUUAUCAGCCUUUUGUUUAGGAACUCUUUGACAGCAGAUUCAUCUGAAACAAUAAAUAAAUACGCUAAUAAUAAGUUAAUAACGUGCAUACGCGUCUUUUUCAAUUUGUAUUCAUAUCCUGAAGAUAACACGUUCUUUAUGUUUUGACUGACAGCUAUAAAAGACUACUACUUUUAAAAAAAAGUGCUAUAUAACAUUUUAUGCCGUGUGGCUUUUUAUUUAAUUUGUGCAUUCAAAUAUGCAAAUCUUUCACGUGUUUUAUUUUGAAGGGACUUUCUCCUUUUUCUACCCUCUAUAUAAAAGAGGAUUAAGUCAAAUUUAGACUGUCAGCCUCACCUGCUGGAGGAGACUGAACACUGCAGUUUCCUUAAACCAAACAGUAAAUGAAGUAAAUGAAUCAGGCCAGUAAUACUCAGUGUCCCAGAGCGCCAACAAACUGGCAUUUCACUUUGCGAUUUGUCACGUGUUUUGGAAAUACUGAAUGAAAUGAACCCGCACUAGGACAUGAAUCUGUUGGAGAAGUUUCUUUGUUAAAAUCAGCUCAGCGGCCUGAUUUCUUUUUGAGCAACUCCACGUAAGCUUCGACGACAACAUAACUGGAACACUGUGUGGCUGUAAAGAGUUCCUGAUCUGAGGCUGAGGACACAGCGGUCUGCCUGGGAGCUGGACUUUAAGGAAGUGCUACUUCACUGACAGUGCAAACUCUCUUUUAGUAGGCCUUAACUUUGGAAACCAUGGCUGUCAGUACCCAUGAGCCCCAGCUGACGGAUUCUGAUAUGGACUAUGAGAGACCAAACGUUGAAACUAUCAAGUGUGUGGUGGUAGGAGACAAUGCAGUUGGGAAGACCCGCCUCAUCUGCGCCCGGGCUUGCAAUGCCACCCUGACUCAGUACCAGUUACUCGCCACACAUGUACCCACGGUCUGGGCAAUUGACCAAUACAGAGUAUGCCAGGAGGUUUUAGAGCGCUCAAGAGAUGUUGUGGAUGAUGUCAGCGUGUCACUCCGGCUUUGGGAUACUUUUGGAGACCAUCAUAAGGACCGGCGUUUUGCAUAUGGCAGGUCUGAUGUUGUGGUCUUGUGCUUCUCAAUCGCCAAUCCCAACUCUCUGUACCAUGUGAAGACUAUGUGGUACCCUGAGAUCAAACACUUCUGUCCCCGUGCUCCUGUCAUCUUGGUAGGCUGUCAGCUGGACCUGCGCUAUGCUGACCUGGAGGCAGUGAACAGGGCACGGAGGCCUUUAGCUAGACCAAUAAAAUCCAGUGAGAUUCUUCCUCCAGAAAGAGGCCGGGAGGUGGCCAAAGAGCUGGGAGUACCAUAUUAUGAAACCAGUGUUGUUGCUCAGUUUGGAGUCAAGGACGUCUUUGAUAACGCCAUCCGAGCUGCGCUCAUUUCACGCCGCCACCUGCAGUUUUGGAAAUCUCACCUCAGAAAUGUCCAGCGACCUCUCCUUCAGGCACCCUUCUUGCCACCAAAACCUCCCCCACCUAUAAUCACUGUGCCACCUCCCCCUACCACCACAGAGGAGCAUCCAGCCGGUCUUCUCGAGGACCCACACUGUGCUGAUGUCAUCCUGGUCCUGCAGGAGCGACAAAAGAUUUUCGCACACAAGAUAUACCUGGCGACAUCCUCUUCAAAGUUCUACGACCUCUUUAUUAUGGACAUGCAAAAUGAGGAGAUCGAAAAGCCCCCUCGGGGUCCGAUCUCUGGGCGAGAGCUGCUGAUGCGUGCCGCAAGCUUUGAUGUUUGUGAGAGCAGCGAUGAUGGCGACAGGGCCAACCUGAGGGCCUGCACUAGUGACGGGACCUUGAAAGACUCCGAGGUCGCCCGGCGGGGCAGACUGCUCUCCUCGUGGAGCCGAGCCUUUGUCAGCAUUCAGGAAGAGCUUGUGGAUGACCCCAUAACGUACAGCCCCAGGCCUAUGACUGUAGUCCACAUGGACCAGUCCAUGCAGCUCGGUCCUUUUCGAGCAGUACUUCGCUACUUGUACACUGGCCAGCUAGACGAGAAUGAAAAAGAGCUAAUGCACAUUGCUCACAUCGCUGAGCUGCUGGAGGUCUUUGACCUGCGGAUGAUGGUGGCAAACAUACUCAACAAUGAAGCCUUCAUGAACCAAGAAAUCACCAAAGCCUUCCAUGUGCGGCGGACAAACAGAGUCAAAGAGUGCUUGGCCAAAGGCACUUUUUCUGAUGUAGUUUUCAAGCUAGAUGAUGGGACGAUCAUGGCCCACAAGCCUUUACUCAUCUCUAGUUGUGACUGGAUGGCCGCUAUGUUUGGCGGGCCUUUUGUUGAGAGCUGCACCAAAGAGGUGCUGUUCCCCAACACAACUCGCAGCUGUAUGAGGGCUGUGCUAGAAUAUCUGUACACGGGCCGCUUUUGUUCUCGCUCAGAUCUGGAUGCAAUGGAGCUCAUUGUUCUUGCCAAUCGACUUUGCCUCCCCCACCUGGUUGCACUUACAGAACUCUACACAGUAACAGUGCUGACGGAGGCGGCGAUGAUGGGGGCUGACAUCGAUGGAGAUGUGCUGGUGUACUUGGAUAUGGCCCAGUUCCACGGUGCCCAGCAGCUCACUGGCUGGUGUCUUCACCACAUCUGUACCAACUACAACAGCAUCUGCCGCAAAUUUCCCAGAGAUAUGAAGGCCAAGUCUGCAGAGAACCAAGAAUACUUUGAGAAACAUCGCUGGCCGCCGGUGUGGUACCUGAAAGAAGACGACCACUACCAAAGGGCACGCAAAGAGCGCGACAAGGAGGACUACCUGUACCAGAGGAGGCAGUGUAAACGCAAGUGGCUCUUCUGGAACCUUCCUUCUUCCCCUAACUCGAACUCUCCAUCUUCUGGCUCAUCUGCAGUCAUCUGACGGAGUGGUAAAGACAGGCCCACUCUGCAGCGCGUCAGUGUGGAUGCAAGCUGUAAAAGCUCCAGUCAAACAUAAGCGCUGCUGGCUAGAUACGCCCCAAUUAUUCAGGCACACAGUUACAUUUACUGUUUGCUUACCUCUGCAGUCAAACAGCACCCCAGGUUUCCAAGCUCAGCUCAGUCUAGCGGUCAAAGUAAUGAGUUUUGUUUCUUAGAUUUUUAGCUUGUUAUACGCGAGACUCAAAUCUCAGUGACAUGAACCUUACUGACAAACGGUACAGUGUAUCUGGCGCAAAUAUCAGCUCACGUGGAUUGUUGUGCGUUCUGCCGCCCGAGUUUUAAGUUUUAAAAACAGGACUCUGCUGGCACAGAACCUUUCACCUGUGGUCACAGUUGUCAUCAGUUACCUUGAACUGAUAACCAAGUGCUGCUUAUCAGCUGCAACAACCAGCAAUUCAACACAGAAUUUAAGUCUCAGAGAUAUAACACUUUGCCCUUAAGUGUUUUUACAAUCUACCAAACUAUGUGUACAGUAUGAGCUCAUCAACAGGAUGUAACAAUAGCAUGGCCUACCUGGAAACAGUUACUCCAAUCAUGCCUGUUAUUAUCGUGGAUGCAUAAGUGAUAAAAUACUGGCAACUUCUACUCAUGUAUAUUUUUGUACAGUCGUUCUAUUUUUGAAUGUUUGUGUACAGCUUGCAUAGCUGAAGGCGAUGCAAGCCCGGACACAAUCAACUUGUGAUUUGUGUCCUCUUGUCACAAAAGGGCUGUCGUUUACAUGAAUUGAUUCAGUGUCCGGAGACACAAGAGAUCCAAAUCAGAGAAAGAAUCAGUCUUUUCCGUAAAAUGCCAGCAAAAACAAACCAGAUCAAUAAUAUUUACUACGUGUCGUUCGCUGAGGAUUUUUAUCAGUUCUUCACUGAAGGAUUCCGUCAGUUUCCUACAAAGCAGCAUUUCUGGAGCCGAAGAGACCACGUGGACUCUGUGACAGCGAUGUGUAUCUCUCUCUCUCUCUGGUGGUGAUUUAGCCUUUAGAGAUUGAUCUUAGUUGAUUAGAGGUUGCAGUGGGAUAUGUAAGACUCGCGCAUGCAUGAGGCCUCCUCACGGCCCUUCAUGUGAAGUCAUCAGUACAUCUUCUACACACCCAGCACUUUCUGGACUCUUCUCUGCAGAGACAAACACACACACAAGAACCUCCAGUAUUGGCAUCCUUUUGAACAGCGUUAAGGACAGUAUGGCAUCAUGACACACUCAAGCAGAUCUUCAUUAUUUCUUUUAAAGGAACUGGGAACUGGCUGCAUUGCUAAGAUGUUCAAAAUGUGUCCAAAACAGUUGUGAAGAGGUUUCAAUCAAAUCAUUUUUCUUGAUUUGUUUCGCACGCCUCACAGUAUACGUUCAGAGCUGUCAUCUACUGUUGUACUUGACUGUCAGAAGGGCUGCAGCAUUUCGAUCAGCAGUCACGGCGCUCAGCGAAGAUGGGUAGUACUGUAAAUUGUAAAAAAAAUAUCAACUGCAAGUAACUUGCAUCACUCUAAUGUGCUGUUACCUAAAAAUGUGCACUGCAGGCAGUGAGCAGAAUUAUACAGUAUUACUGAGUAAUACACACACUGAAUACAGACUUGACUUAUCUGACUUGCAUUUAGUUACUGUGCAGCUACAAACUGUUGUUUAAUACUCAUUGUGCUUACCUCCAUUAUAUAUCUUACUAUACAUAGAAUUUACAGGCGGUUCAAAUAUACAGUUGACUACUAGCAAAAUAGGAUAGUAAAGUAGACACAUUGCAUUAUAAAGAUCUACAUUCAUAAAACAUGCUAAUGCUAUGUAAAAGAAUCAGUUCCAGCAUUUGCUUUUCAGGCUUGCUUUAAUCCAUUAUGAUCAUUCUUUUCAACAGCAUUUUUAAGUACACAUAAUUAGAGCCAAGAAAAGAGUUUAAAAUAAUUAAGUGGUAAGGCUAAAUGUAUUGCUUGUAUUAAUUCCUUGAGUAAUAACUACACUGCAUGAACAGAGCCCCGCCAAAAUAGAUGACAUUAAUUUGCAGUCGUUUAAAAAUGUAAGGCAUAUCAGAGUGGUGGUUCUGGUGUUCGAAGCGGUAUCUUUAAAUUGCUCUCUUUUAUGUUAAAACAUCUGUUGUUAAGCAAAGAAAAAAUUGAGAACUUUCAUUUUUAGGUAUUUUAAUCAGCAGCAUAAAUGACAGCAAACACCAGAAGGCUGAUGACCCUCCGAUUUUAUUCUAAUUCUGAAUGUUUUUAAGUGCUCAAUUAUUUGAGUAAUAGAUAGUGUUUAGUUAACUCAAAAUACAGUUUAGUGUACUUUAGCAGCAGGAGGGUCUAUAUUGCUAUAGCUCGCCUUGAUGGUAGGACUGAUGAAGUUCAUAGACAUGGUUUCCAUUCCUCAGUGCAUCGCAUUUCUCAGCGAAUCUUCUACUGUUUUGCAUCAAGAACACCUCAUGCCUUAAUGUACAGUGUACUGUAGUGUGUGCUAUUGAAUGUAAAGUAGUGUUACUGUGGUCACUAGUUUGUUUGCUAUAUCGUAAGCUACUAUGGUGCUCUCUAGGCUGUGUGUGUAUCUAUAAAUGUACAUAAUCCAUAAUUUGGAUAUAAAGCAAUCAGUCAGUGUGUGAUUCAAGGAGUCCAGUGAGUGUGUGUCAAUUUGAACACUGCUAAAGGUUUAUGAUUUUGGUUUUUUUAAAGCUGAAAGACAAGAUUAAAGACUCUGGCUAUUAAGGCCACACUAGACUAAUGACAAACCAUCGAAUUUGUGACAUUAACCAUGAAAUUAAUGCAGGGAUUUCAAAAUUUCGUUUCAUUAUUUUAAAGUUUCUUUAUGUACUCCACUGAGCUCCAAUUUCUGAGACUGCAUAGUAGCAAAAUGCUAAGAUAGUGUGGACACUGGAAGCUAGAUGCUAACUCAAAAUGUAAAUAUAUAUAUUUGACUUCUGCAAGUCGAACUCGACAUGGCAAUCGAUACAAGCUAUUGCAUAGGUUAACAUACAUACUGUUUUGUACUAUGCAUACUGAAAUGUCUGACUUUGAAAGUAUAAACUUGCACUGCUUUGUAGCACCGGGUUCUCUUCAAAUUGCAUUAAAGGGUACUGCAACAUCAUUAGAUGAAGAAGUAGACAACAUCAGGUUAAAAAAAGAAGAAAAAUAAGAUCAUGAAUUUUAAAUUAGUUACUACUGGGGGCCCUCUUCCAUUUGUUUGGGUGCUAAUAUCACAGCUGCAGAGAAGCACAAACCAAAGGGAGCUUUAGCAGCACCAGGAAUAUAUAUUAUAUGCUGCACAAUCACUACUGCAUAGUUUAAGAGGCCUUGAUCAGAAAUUGUUGAAAAUUAAAUAAAAUUAAAAAAA
Oreochromis niloticus (Nile tilapia) is the source of this 6373-nucleotide messenger RNA. RefSeq names its product Rho related BTB domain containing 2a (gene rhobtb2a). Bases 903 to 3026 code for a protein of 707 amino acids. Gene Ontology annotation, biological process: small GTPase-mediated signal transduction. The transcript is spliced from 11 exons. The record is from RefSeq and is a predicted model, not a curated record. Gene Ontology annotation, molecular function: GTPase activity; GTP binding; protein binding. Lineage: Eukaryota; Metazoa; Chordata; Actinopteri; Cichliformes; Cichlidae.